AUGAAGUUCCAUGCCACUUUGCUAGUGGUCCUUCUUGCCACCACUUCUGUGGCCGCCAAUGAGAGACAAAUGCAAUCGCCCAUACCCAACGGCGACUGGUACACCACCUACUCGAAAUAUCCAGAAUACUGUUCCACCCCUGACAUGAUGGCCGAACGCAAAAUCCCUUCGGUGCAACAAGAUUCUCGGCUGGGAGAAACACGACUCGUCCAUGUCACCACGGUCAUUCGACACGGGGCCAGAACUCCGGACGUUGGAGGAUACCAAUGCUGGGAAGGGUACUGGGAUAAUCCCGAGACGGGAGUUUGGAAUUGCGAUCUCAAAACGCAAAUGGCACAACCAACGCCCGUGGACCCGGAUCAUAGUGAAGUGGUUUUGUUUGAAAAGCAGUAUGAUGCUCUCUUGGAUCCGGAUCAGGGACUUUCCAAUGGACUUUUUGGGACUUGUCAGACGGGACAACUCAUCCAACGAGGAUAUGAUCAACAAAUCGAAAAUGGAAGAAUCCUAAGAGAUGCCUAUUGCUAUGAUGCGGAUCUGGAUGUCAUUGAUCAUGAUCCCAGAAUGAGAUUGAUGGAUGUCAAUGCUCAAGAUAACAAGCCAUGGAAUGAACCACAAUUGCAUUUGCGAUCAGAUGAUGAUCAGCGGGUAUUGGUGUCGGGACAAACUCUCGUCAGAUCCAUGUUUGGACCAGAAAUCAAAGAGGCAACCAACAAGGGACGACAAGUCAACAUUCCCGUACAUUUGGCCGAUAGAGACAAAGAUGUCAUUUCCAUUCGAGAAAGUACCUGUCCUCGACUUACAGAAAUCAGAGAAAACCUUGAAAAAUCUUCCAUUUUCAAACGAUACAACAACUCCAAGGAAGCACGUGAAAUCUACAAGUUUGUAAAAAAGGAACUCAAAAUCAAAGGAAAGAUGAGUAUUUUGGAAUGCCUCAUGACUACGGUCUGCACAGACAGACCAUUGCCAGAUGUUUUGGAUUAUGAAAAGUCAGACAUGUUUGAUCGAAUGGCUUCCUUUGCUUAUCAGGGAUUUAAUAUGCAUCUGCUGGCCAACAAUGCAGAGUAUUCUAAACUGGCCAUGGCUCCAUUAUGGGCUGAAAUCAUGGACAAGAUCAAUCUCAUCCUCAAUGGUGACAAACACAGCCCUGCAACUCGCCUUGCCUUGAUCUCAGCCCACGAUGACACAGUUGCAUCUCUCAUGGCAACCCUGGGGAUUUGGAAAGAUGAUCAAUGGCCGCCGUAUGCUACCAUGUUCCUUAUUGAGAUUCACGAGAUCAUUGAUAGCAGAACGGAUCAUGCCGCCUUCCCUUCGAAGUUUGCAUUCCGAUUGGUUCAUGAUGGACAAGUGCUCACGCAAAAAAUAAAAGGCUGCUUGGACGAUGCAGAGCUUUGUGAUAUCAAUGUUUUUACGGAUCUUGUGGCCGGCUUUUCGUCACGAGACCGAAAUUGCAAGCCCAAGAGAAAACUUUCUUCCGAUUCCGGUGGCGGCGCGUUGGGACCAUUUUAUUCGUUCCUCCUCCUGCUUGUUGGUUCAGCCAUUGGAGGUGCUGGAAUGUCCUACUACUUGACCGGGUCGAUCCCAUUCUGGAAGGGGAAUGGGAUUGGAAGAUCUUCGGACUUUUCUGGCAUGUCAUUGCCUCCAGUGGGCUAUAGUGACGAUCCCGCGGCUGAUAGUGCCAACGGAUUCGAAGACGAUGCCGACAAAAACAAUGGUGGCAUCACAUUUCUAGAAUAG
This is a messenger RNA of Seminavis robusta, 1734 nucleotides long. NCBI's taxonomy places the organism in Eukaryota, Bacillariophyta, Bacillariophyceae, Naviculales, Naviculaceae. The record is from the annotation of a GenBank genome assembly.